Messenger RNA from Sciurus carolinensis (gray squirrel), 1516 nucleotides. It is a transcript of the gene Timm29, whose product is annotated as translocase of inner mitochondrial membrane 29. Gene Ontology annotation, cellular component: TIM22 mitochondrial import inner membrane insertion complex. NCBI's taxonomy places the organism in Eukaryota, Metazoa, Chordata, Mammalia, Rodentia, Sciuridae. Bases 136 to 933 code for a protein of 265 amino acids. The transcript has 2 exons. Gene Ontology annotation, biological process: protein insertion into mitochondrial inner membrane. The record is from RefSeq and is a predicted model, not a curated record.
UUCUCCUCCGGUGGAAAGCCACGUCCGGCAACUCGCACAAGAGGCCUCCCCCACUCCAACCCCGCCCCGCCCCGGGCCUUUUACUUCAGGUACCUGGCGUUUCUCUUCGGAUGAAGGACCCCAGGCCGGAAGAGGAUGAUCACGGCUGCUCUGAAGAGAUUUUGGUCCCGAGGCCGUGAAGAAGCGGGCGUUGAGGCUGGAAAUGCGGCCGCGGCAGUGAAGCCAAGCGUGUGGGCGCGGCUGGGCGACUGGGCCCGCGCGCUGCUCCGGGACUACGCAGAGGCUUGCCGGGACGCUGUGGCUGCGGCGCGGGCUCGGCCCGGGCGCGCGGCAGUGUACGUGGGGCUGCUGGGCGGGGCGGCAGCCUGCUGCGCCUUGGCGCCGAGCGAGGCGGCCUUCGAGGAGGCGCUGCUCGAUGCGUCAGGGACUGUCCUACUGCUGGCGCCGGCCACGCGCAACCGCGACUCCGAAGGUUUCGUGCAGCGGCUCCUCUGGCUGCGGGGCCUUGGUCGCCUGCGCCAUGUGAAUCUGGGGCUCUGCUCGCUCGUGUACGAGGCGCCCUUCGACUCCCAGGCCAGCCUGUACCAGGCCCGCUGCCGCUACCUGCAGCCCCGCUGGGUCGACUUUCCCGGCCGAAUCCUGGAUGUGGGCUUUGUGGGCCACUGGUGGGUACUGGGCGCCCGAAUGCGCGACUGCGACAUCAACGAUGACGAGUUUCUGCAUCUGCCGGCACACUUGCGCGUCGUCGGACCCCACCAGCUGCACUCCGAGGCCAACGAGCGGCUCUUCGAUGAGAAGUACAAGCCUGUAGUGCUCACCGACGAUCAGGUGGACCAGGCGCUGUGGGAGGAGCAGGUGUUGCAAAAGGAGAAAAAGGACAGACUUGUCCUGAGCCAGGCCGACUCGCUGGUGCAGUCGCAGGUCGCAAGAUGAAACCCAGUGAGGCGUGAGGCGUGAGGCCUGACUGGGGUCUGAGCCCUGGCCAGAAUGUGCAGUUGAUGAGAGUGAGACACAGACAAAUUAUAUGCACUGUUUUCUCGAUGCUGCUGUUGAAAACAAGUUUGGGGAGCUAGACUCCCUAUCUCUUUGUUCCUUUUAGCGAAGCUAGUUCAGUCUUGUUGGUCUAGGAAUUGGAUAGAGCAGAGUUGCCUAUGUAAUGUUUAUCACUGCCAGAACUAGUAAUGAGCCUUUUACAUACGCCUUUUUCUGUCUGGGAGUGCAGUAGUUCAGGCGGUAAAGCACUUACCCCCAGCAUGCCUAAAGCCCUGGCUUGGAUCCCCUCUAUCACAAAAACAAAAGAAAAAUACUUCAUCCUUUCUCACCGUGAGACACAAUCCCCUUGACAGAGGUACUACAUUGGUCAGGUGACUCCCAAACUCUCUUCUAAGACCAUUCAUAUUUUCUUUUUUUAUUUCUGUGUGUUUCCCUCCUUUUGUUCUUUUUUAUGAGUAACGUUUUGUUUUGAUUUUUAAAAUAUUUUGAGUCAGGUGGUGGUACACACCUCUAUAUGAGCUAC